Molecule: messenger RNA, 966 nt
Organism: Penicillium vulpinum
Lineage: Eukaryota; Fungi; Ascomycota; Eurotiomycetes; Eurotiales; Aspergillaceae
Product: ADP-glyceromanno-heptose 6-epimerase
Exons: 1
Coding region: 1-966 (321 amino acids)
Biological process (GO): carbohydrate metabolic process
Molecular function (GO): ADP-glyceromanno-heptose 6-epimerase activity; NADP binding
Source: RefSeq, a predicted model, not a curated record
AUGAUCGUCGUCACCGGUGGUGCCGGCUUUGUCGGUUCGAACAUCAUCAAGGAGUUGAACAGCCGAGGCGUGACCAACGUCGUGGUUGUCGACGACUUGACUGAUGGGACCAAGUUCCGCAACUUGGUCGACUGCAAGGUGGCCGACUACAUCGAUGCGACAGUCUUCCGUGACGCGAUUCGGACCAAAACCUUUCCCCACCGUCCUCGCGUCAUCUUCCACUAUGGUGCAAUUUCAUCCAUCACCGAGACCAACGGUAAGAAAAUGCUUGACGCCAACUUCACCUACUCCAAGGAGCUCUUCCAUUGGUGCAAGGACCAGGGCGUUCGCUUCAUCUACGGCUCGUCCGCUGCCGUUUAUGGAAACAAAACCACCUUCACCGAGGGAGACCGCCUAGAAGCUCCUCUGAACGUCUAUGGAUACUCGAAGAUGCUGUUUGAUCAGUAUGUCGUCAAGAACACCGACCCCCGUUGCCCCCAGGUUGCAGGACUCCGUCUUUUCAAUGUUUAUGGACCCGGCGAACAGAACCGAGAGACCAGCCCCAGCAUCGUCUACCAGUUCUACGAGAAGCGCAAAGCCUUCAAAGCGAUUGAACUCUUUGGAGAAUACGCCGGAGUCGAGGCUGGACAGCAGAAACGUGACUUUGUCUACGUCCAGGAUGUCGCUCGCCUAAAUUGUUGGUUCCUUGAUCACCCAGAAAUCAAUGGUAUCUACAAUGUCGGCACUGGUGUUGCCAGCAGCUUCCACGAGGUUGCAACCGCAGUCGCCAGCCAUUUCGGCAACACGGAGGGUUACAUCAAGUUCAUUCCCUUCCCCGCCGAACUGAAAGGCAGAUACCAGAGCUACACCUGCGCCGAUAUCGCAAAACUCCGUCGGGCUGGCUCUGUGCUGCGGUUCCGAACCAUUAAGGAAGGGAUUAAGGACUACAUGGAGUGGCUCGAAAAGAAUGAGUCCUUGGACUACUAA